GCAGCCGUUGAACGUGUUCCGGAAGGUUAAACCAUGUCAACCGUUUGGGUUCGUCACUGUGGGUGAAGUAGCGACAAGGACUUUCAAGAUUUUACUUUCUGUAAAGUUUAAACAGUCUGUUUAAACUGAUUUCUGGAAACGUAGGCAGAGUCUAGUCUUCUUUUAAACCAUCUUCUGAACAUUCGGAGCUCGUCAAGCUCACAUUGAUUGAUUGACGCCGGCACGUCACGCGGCCAGAUCCGAUCCACCCUGACUCUGAAUUUUUGCUGUAAUCGAUUGGAAUAUUUUCCCCCGUGGCUGAUGUAAAGGUUUUGAAAUUGACACUCCCACUGCCGCGUGUGACAGUACUUGGAGUGUUUUCGCCUUGGUGGCGGCGCUGGUCGCAGUCAGUGUGUUUCCCUCACAGACACACAAUUGAAUCAUGAUGUCCAUGUCGGGCUACGCCGUGCGGAUGGCGCGUCUCAGUGCGCGUAUUUUCGGCGACGUGGUGCGGCCCACGGACACGCGCUCCAUGAAGGUGGUGCAGCUCUUCCAGGAGCCCCCUCUGGCCAAGAAGAAGGGCGUGUAUGACUGGUACCCGGACCAUAACACCUAUCACGGCCUGACCAGGAAACUGCGCUUCCUUGGCCUCUUCCGGGAUGAACACGAAGAUUUUAAGGAGGAGAUGCGGCGUCUGAAAAAACUGCGAGGCAAAGGGGCACCGGCGAAGGGUGAAGGAAAGAGAGCCACCAAGAAGAAGUAGUUUCUCUUGAAUUUCAGAGUCUGCAGGUGGAGCGGAGCAGAUGGACUCCCACCCCGCAUUGGAGCCUGGAUGCUGGACACUAAUGCAGGAAGGAUGUAAUGCUUUUAUUGCCUCAGUAAACACCCAGAUACUUCCUUAUCUAAGAGAAAAAUAUUUUUUUUAGUGGAAGCAUCUGUUUACAGUUAUGAUCCCCUUCAGAGUGUCAUCAAGGUCCUUCUUAAGUGGGUUCAGGGAGUACAUAUGUAUAUGGUACAACAGUAGGUGUCAUACUGUUCUGAAGGCUGACCACUUGAUAUGUGAAAAAGAACCGAAUUAAAGUAUUUCUGUUACUGG
Messenger RNA from Scleropages formosus (Asian bonytongue), 1075 nucleotides. It is a transcript of the gene mrps33, whose product is annotated as mitochondrial ribosomal protein S33. The transcript has 2 exons. Bases 422 to 742 code for a protein of 106 amino acids. The record is from RefSeq and is a predicted model, not a curated record. NCBI's taxonomy places the organism in Eukaryota, Metazoa, Chordata, Actinopteri, Osteoglossiformes, Osteoglossidae. Gene Ontology annotation, cellular component: mitochondrion.